Molecule: messenger RNA, 1126 nt
Organism: Mucor mucedo
Lineage: Eukaryota; Fungi; Mucoromycota; Mucoromycetes; Mucorales; Mucoraceae
Exons: 5
Coding region: 168-1079 (303 amino acids)
Biological process (GO): interstrand cross-link repair
Cellular component (GO): Fanconi anaemia nuclear complex
Source: RefSeq, a predicted model, not a curated record
GGUGAAAGAACCCAAACUGAAUUAGCAUUUACCAAACAGAAUGGACCAGAUUUGCUGGAACCGAUAAUUAUAUCCUUUUUAAAAGAAAAUAUACUUACUCUGUGGCAUCAAUAUAUGUUAUCUUUUAACCAUACAAACACACUACUAAUGAAUCUAUCCAGCCCAUCAUGAAAGAGAGAGCCGUUGAGAGAGUGAUAUCUGAAUCAAGUCAGAAAGAGGAAAUCGACCUGACAGCGGUUACAGAUUUACUUGACUCUUUAAAGUUGUUUACUCUCUCUAGCUCACAGAUAUCAAACGAAAAAAGAUCAGAUUUAUUACAUAAUUUGGUUCAAUUGUCAUUUUUAAACCUUAAGAUAGCUAUGCCUUCAUUAGACUGUAAGCAAUGGCCUGAUGAUAUAGUGGCAGAUUUAUUUAAAGAAAUUAUGGGCAUAGAAAACAUGUCCAGUGCAAAGAUCACAUAUCUUAUUAAUGCAGCAACAUAUACAAAGAUUACGGAUUUAACAUCGACGGCCCCGAGGUUGCUUAUGGAUAGUAUCAUUUCAAUUGCAAAGUGUGAAGGAAAGUCUGUCAUUGAUGGAUUGGUUCUACCUUUAUUAUUUCAGUCGGACUUGAAAAGGCCUCAGACUGAAGUGAUUGUAAAGAUAAUCAGCGAAUCAUUGAAUGCAUCACAACGACUAUUGUUACUACAGGCUAUUCUUUCAGACGGUGAAAUGUACUUUAAUCACGAAAAUGUAUCUUUGACCUCCCGGAGAUAUCUUAGGCCAUGGAAUGAUCUGAUAUUCCAAAUUUUAAAUUCUAUUUUAAGCACACAACCUUUUGUUGCACUGGACAAAACGUGCCUUUUUGACCUUGUCCAACCUAUACAAACGGUGGUACAAACAAACCCCAAGGAUAAAUCCUCCAUGCAAUUGUUAUUGCUUCUAACUAGUAAAUAUCCCCAAGCGCUGGUGGAGUUUGGCGCCAUUGAUACAAUCGAUACCAUCUGUCAAUCGAGUACUAUGUUUUUGAAGAGAGCUGUUUUGGCCCAGAUUACAACUGCCCGAAAAAACUUGCAAGCAAUGCAACAACAACGAGGAUAAACCUAUGUAAAUAUUAUAAAUAAAAUAGACGCACUUAGUUAUAUGUA